AUGGUGAUGGCUAAAUUUUCAUCAUCACCAACUGUCGUAAAAAAAGAUAUUGAGUACUGGCCUUCAGCAGGGAUCCGCUGCAGCAGUGGCUAUCAGCAGUGGAAGCGCAGUUGGCGAGAAGCGAUGAGGGCGCUAUUACUUGCUUUCCAACUACUUUCAGUAGUUGCUGCACUAACAACCGUCAAUUGCAGGCUUGAUCUUUCGCCUCGACAAAUCUCGCGCAAGGAUCUGCUUAGAACACACUUGCGAUUGUACCAGGUCGGCAAUUUCAGCGGGCAACCAUAUUCCGCAAAGGCGACACUGCGCGACCCAGAGGGCAGAUUCAGGUUUGAAGAUCUGCCCGUGAGCCACGAUGAAAACUCCACAGUUUACUUUCAACUGGUGGCGUCGUCGCAGGACUACAAUUUGAAGCCGAACCGGGUUUUGAUUGAAGUGCAGGGCCGCGGCGAGGGAAAGGAACCGACCGUGCGCGCGUUCCAGAAUGUAUUUGGACGCGAGCACUUUCCUUCGCCGGAGAUUUUGUAUCCCGAGCAGCUCGUGGAGCUGGAGGCGGAGCCAGAGCUGGUGAUAUCUUACGUUCAUGCUGCGCCAAUGCGGAACUACAUUGUUUCGCGGCGUAGUGGCAUCCUCGAUAGCGGUCCACUGGCUGGUAUCUUCCGCUCUAAGUACAAGAUGGCUGCUGUGGUGACGAUUAUUGCGCUACUUCUGUUCCCAAUGCUUGUGGAGAAGUUUGAUCCCGCAACUGUUGAGGCCAUCAAAGAGCAGAGGCUGAGCCAGACUAGAGAGAAAUACGCUGCUGUUGGAGAGAGUAAUAGCUAG
Eremothecium gossypii ATCC 10895 is the source of this 819-nucleotide messenger RNA. It is a transcript of the gene SOP4, whose product is annotated as Sop4p. Bases 1 to 819 code for a protein of 272 amino acids. The record is from RefSeq and is marked provisional. Lineage: Eukaryota; Fungi; Ascomycota; Saccharomycetes; Saccharomycetales; Saccharomycetaceae. The transcript has a single exon.